Musca vetustissima is the source of this 477-nucleotide messenger RNA. Its product is annotated as larval cuticle protein A2B-like. The record is from RefSeq and is a predicted model, not a curated record. Gene Ontology annotation, cellular component: extracellular matrix. The transcript is spliced from 2 exons. Bases 1 to 477 code for a protein of 158 amino acids. Lineage: Eukaryota; Metazoa; Arthropoda; Insecta; Diptera; Muscidae.
AUGGUCUUCAAGUUUGUAAUUGUUCUCGCCUUCGUUGCUGCCGCCAGUGCCGCUGUUGUUGUUCCAGCUGGUCCCGUUUUGGCCAAGGCUGUCGAACUUGAGGAAUACGAUCCCCAUCCCCAAUACAAAUUCGGCUAUAAUGUACAAGAUGGUCUCUCGGGUGAUUCCAAGGGCCAUGUGGAGGAACGUGAUGGUGAUGUUGUUCGUGGUGAAUACACUUUGGUCGAUGCUGAUGGCUUGAAACGUACCGUUACCUACACUGCUGACCCCAUUAAUGGCUUCAAUGCUGUUGUUCGUCGUGAACCCAUUGCUGUUGCCGCUCCCGUUGUUGCUGCUGCUCCUGUCGUAAAGGCUACUCCAGUUGUUGCUGCUGCCCCUGCCCCAGUCGUAAAGGCCGCUCCAGUUGUUGCUGCCGCUCCAGCCCCUGUUCUUGCUGCCCCUUAUGUAGCUCCAGCUGCCUAUGUCAGACAUUUGUAG